UACCUUGGGAAUAAGGGAACACGUGCAGAGAACAACACAUGUCCCACUCCAUCGAAGGUACCGAGUCAAUGACAGCUUUUGCCAUCCUUAUCCUCUCGAAUGUGACACGUGCGGACCCAUCCACCCCGGCUGGCGCGGUGAACCCCGGAGCGCGCGUCAGUUUCCGAGGCCCCGCCCCCAGCCCUUUGUGACGUCUGGGCCGCACCUUCCACUCCCCGUAGACGAGCCCGCGCCCGCGCCCGCCGACUGUCUCUGGCUUGGCCCGUUAGAGGCCGCUUUGGUCCGGGAAACGCGGGCGGAUCGACUGGGGCCAUGAGGAAACUACUCGCUGGCUUCCUUCUCUCACUCCUGAAGGUGCUGCUCCUGCUUCCGACAUCUUCCCCAGCCCAGGAUUCAACUUCGGCCUCCACUCCAGGCAGCCCCCUCUCUGCCACCGAAUAUGAACGCUUCUUUGCACUGCUGACCCCAACCUGGAAGGCAGAGACUACCUGCCGGCUCCGUGCAACGCACGGCUGCCGGAACCCCACCCUCGUCCAGCUGGACCAAUACGAAAAUCACGGCUUGGUGCCCGACGGCGCUGUCUGCUCCGACCUCCCUUAUGCCUCCUGGUUUGAGUCCUUCUGCCAAUUUACUCAGUAUCGUUGCUCCAACCACGUCUACUACGCCAAGAGAGUCCGGUGCUCCCAGCCAGUCUCAAUCCUCUCACCCAACACUCUCAAGGAGAUUGACGCUUCCUCUGACAUCCCACCCACCACGAUGACCUCCCCCCUCUCUUCUCACGUCACAGCCACAGAACGACAGGCCUUCCAGCCCUGGCCUGAGAGGCUCAACAACAACGUGGAGGAGCUGCUACAAUCCUCCCUGUCCCUGGGGGGCCAGGAGCAGGGGUCCGAGCGCAAGCACGAGCAAGGGCAGGAGCACAAGCACGAGCAAGGGCAAGAACAUAAGCAGGAGGAAGGGCAGGAGCAGGAGGAACAAGAGGAGGAGCUGGAGGAGGAGGGAAAGCAGGAGGAAGGACAGGGGACAGAGGAGGGGCUGGAGGCCAUGGCUGGGCUGCAGUCAGACCCAGAGGUCAAGUUCCAGUCUGAGUUUAUGUCUUCCAACCCUUUCUCCUUCACUCCCCGGGUGCGGGAGGUGGAGUCCACGCCUAUGAUGAUGGAGAACAUCCAGGAGCUCAUUCGGUCAGCCCAGGAAAUGGAUGAAAUGAAUGAUCUGUAUGAUGAAGAACCCAUCUGGAGAAAGCCAACCCGUGACAGCCUCCUGCAGAUGCCUCACGUAGAGGCCUUGUUGGUGCUGUGCUAUUCGAUUGUGGAGAACACCUGUACCAUAACCCCCACAGCCAAGGCCUGGCAGUACAUAGAGGAGGAGAUCCUUGGUUUCGGGAAGCCGGUCUGUGACAGCCUUGGGCGGCGGCACUCAGCCACCUGUGCCCUCUGUGACUUCUGCUCCCUGAAGCUGGAACAGUGCCACUCGGAGGCCGUCCUGCAGCGGCAGCUGUGUGACAACUCCCACAAAACACCCUUCAUCAGCCCCUUGCUCAUAGCCCAGAGCAUGUCCAUCGGUACCCAGGUAGGGACCCUAACAUCAGGCCGCUUUUACGGGCUGGAUAUGUAUGGUGGGCUCCGCAUGGACUUCUGGUGUGCCCGGCUAGCCACAAAGGGCUGUGAGGAUAUUCGAGUCUCCGGCUGGCUCCAGACUGAGUUCCUUAGCUUCCAGGAUGGGGAUUUCCCCACCAAGAUUUGUGACACAGACUAUGUGCAGUAUCCAAACUACUGUGCCUUCAAGAGCCAACAGUGCCUGAUGAGAAGCCGGGAUCGGAAGGUGUCCCGUAUGAGAUGUCUGCAGAAUGAGACUUACAGUGCUUUGAGCCAGGCCAAAAGCGAGGACCUUGUGCUUCGAUGGAGCCAGGAAUUUAGCACCUUGACUCUAGGCCAAGCAGGAUGAGCUGGGAUCCAUCCUGUCUCCACCGCAGCCUGACCCUUCCACAUCCUCCAUUGCUUUUAGACCCCAUCUGUCAGUUUGCUUCCUGGCUGCCCCAUAUGGGUCUCUUACCUGGCCCCUACUCACGUUUUCCUUGGGUUGGGGCAGCAAUCCCAGAAGGGUCCAUGAUGGAAACUCCACCCACCUUAAAGGAUGUCUUUACAUAAAGUGUUUAUUUUCAA
Molecule: messenger RNA, 2162 nt
Organism: Prionailurus viverrinus (fishing cat)
Lineage: Eukaryota; Metazoa; Chordata; Mammalia; Carnivora; Felidae
Gene: ACRBP
Product: acrosin binding protein
Exons: 10
Coding region: 313-1944 (543 amino acids)
Cellular component (GO): nucleus; acrosomal vesicle
Molecular function (GO): protein binding
Source: RefSeq, a predicted model, not a curated record